This is a messenger RNA of Lathyrus oleraceus (garden pea), 2856 nucleotides long. RefSeq lists its product as uncharacterized. Bases 592 to 2853 code for a protein of 753 amino acids. The transcript has a single exon. The record is from RefSeq and is a predicted model, not a curated record. NCBI's taxonomy places the organism in Eukaryota, Viridiplantae, Streptophyta, Magnoliopsida, Fabales, Fabaceae.
UCCAAAUAAAUAGGAGUCUCAUUUAAUUUGUUAGUAUUUCCAAAUAAAUAGAAGUUAGUUUAGUAUUCCCCAUAUAAAUAGGAGUGUAUGGGGCAGUAGCUAGGUAUGCUAUUAUUUUCUAUUUUUCAUAUUAGGGUUUGGGCAGUGAGAGAAUUGUUUUCUCUAAUUGAGGAGCAGUAGCUCUGGAACUUCUUUUUUGUUUUCAUAUUCAUUAAUAAAAUAAUUUUCUCCAUUCUAUUCUACCUUUCCUCUGUUCUAUCAAUUGGUCCGACCUACCGGAUUCAUGCAAACCAGAAUGGCAGAGUAAAUUACUGCAGUUGAGGAACGCUUGGGACGUGUGGAAACUAGUAUUGAGGAUUUGCGUACUUUCAUUGCUGUGGAGAUUCAACGGGCGAUGGUGAAUCGUGAAUCACCUCAGUCAAGCGGUACAACGGUUACCUCACCGUUGGAUGAGUUUAGUUUGUCCGCAAAGAAGGUGGAGUUGCCAGCAUUUACCGGCGACGAUCCGGUGGCGUGGUUCACUCGUGCUGAGACAUACUUUGAAGUACAACGAAUCUCUCAGGAUGUUCGUAUUCAGUUGACAAGUUAAGUAUGGAAGGCCUUACUAUCCAUUGGUUUAACCUAUGGCGUGAUUCAACAGAGGAAUUGUCAUGGGAGAACCUCUGUGAAGCAAUGAUGGCGAGAUUUGGAGGAGGGCGUUUGGAGAACCCCUUCGAAGAACUCAAGGAUUUGAAGCAAUCUGAGACGGUGGAGAAUUACAUCGCCGAAUUUGAAUUGUGUUCAUCUCAUUGUGGAAGGUUACCAGAACAACAAUUUCUGGGCUAUUUUAUUGGUGGUUUACGUCACGACAUCCGUUCUCGGGUAAGAACAUUCAAGCCACACAACCGGUAUGUGGCGAUGCAAUUGGCACGUGAUGUGGAACGUGAAUUUGCUGAAAAUUCAGGUCAUGGAUCUGGUUCACGUUACAAACCGGGUCAUGGCUCUUGGACAAAAUCUCAAAAACCUAAUUGGGCUUUUCGCGAAGGGGAAGGAAAGGGAUCUGCAAUUCAGACCCAGACUAAUAACUAUUUGGGCAAAACGCGUACUGGUUCGGGUUCGGGAUCUCAAACCGGGUCAACACGCCCUACUAAUUCUACAGCAUCUUCUCGCCCAAAUUUAGGGGACAAUUUGCGCCGUCAUUCUCGUGGUGUCCGCCAUCUACCAAGUGCAGAGGUUAAUGAGCGUCGUGCGAAAGGACUCUGUUUUCGUUGCAACGAACGAUGGGAUCCUCUCCAUCAAUGUGCAACAAAACAGUUACGAUUGAUUAUCUUGGGGGAUGAUGAAAUUGUCAACGAUGAAGGAGAGAUUAUCGUGUUAGAGGCUGAGUCGGAAGAAGAGCUCACACAAGAGGAAUUAGAAUGUAAAACUAUGGGACUGUUUGGUGUAUCCACUAAUCUAAACCAGGUCCGGAUGAUGAAAUUGGAGGGAUGUUUACAAGGUGCAUCUAUUCUGGUUCUUAUUGACAGUGGAACCACACAUAAUUUCAUAUCCCCUAAGGUGGUGGAAACCCUCGGAUUGCCUAUGGUGCCUUCUAAUCCCUUGGGUGUUAAGUUAGGAGAUGGUCAUCGUGUCCUAACUAGGGGUAGAUGCAAUGGAAUUCAGCUGAACGUGGGAGCGGUGCAGAUUUGUUUUGAUGCUUAUGUACUGGAGUUAGGAGGUGUGGAUUUGAUUUUGGGAGUUGUGUGGCUGGAAACUUUGGGGAAGGUGACCAUGGAUUGGAAAGAAAUGUCUAUGGUGUUCAACCAUAAGGGCAGUAUGGUGAAAUUACUUGGUCAAGCUGUAGAUGAUAUGAUGGCUACAUUCCAAAGCGUUAUCACUCCUUCUCGAAUGAUAGCAGGCUGUGAAUGGCCUACCUUGAUGGAGGUGCUAGGUUCACCGGUGUCACGUGUCUCUGGUCAUCAAACUAAGGAGUUGGGAGGAUUGUUGGAUCGUUUUGUUAUCGUGUUUAAAGAAAUUCAGGGUCUUCCUCCGCCAAGAAACACUAGCCAUUCAAUUCAACUUUUACAUGGUGCUGGUCUGGUAAGUGUGCGGCCUUAUAGAUAUCCUCAUUUACACAAGGAUGAAAUUGAAAAACAAAUUCAGAGCCUAAUGCAACAAGGGGUGGUGAGAAACAGCACCAACGCUUUCUCUAGUCCCGUCAUUUUGGUCAAGAAGAAGGAUCAAUCUUGGCGGAUAUGUGUAGAUUAUCGGGCACUCAACAAGGUAACAAUUCAAGACAAGUACCCUAUUCCUGUUGUAGAUGAAUUGUUAGAUGAGUUACAUGGUUGUAGUUAUUUCUCUAAGCUCGAUCUUAAAUCUGGUUAUCAUCAAAUCCGUAUGAAGAAAGAGGAUAUUCAUAAAACGGCUUUUCGGACUCAUGAGGGUCACUAUGAGUUUUUGGUAAUGCCGUUUGGCCUCACCAAUGCUCCCGCAACCUUUCAAUCGGUGAUGAAUGCAAUUUUCAAGCCUUUUCUAAGGAAGUUUGUCCUGGUUUUUUUUUAUGAUAUCCUUGUAUACAUUAGUAGUUGGGCUGAUCAUUUGCAACACUUGGAGGUGGUUCUUAAUAUUUUGAAGCAGCAUCAGUUUGUGGCAAAUCGGAAGAAAUGUACCUUCGGUCAGCACCAAGUGGAAUAUUUGGGCCAUGUCAUUUCCAAAGCAGGGGUUGUUGUUGAUCCUGCCAAGGUUAGCAGUGUGUUACAAUGGCCGAUUCCUAAGAAUGUUAAAGGAGUGCGAGGGUUUUUGAGGUUAACUGGUUAUUACAGAAAGUUUAUAGCCAACUAUGGAAAAAUUGUUAAACCCUUGACAAAAUUGACAAAGAAGGAUGGUUUUAGCUGAAAU